This is a messenger RNA of Bombina bombina (fire-bellied toad), 2478 nucleotides long. RefSeq names its product guanine deaminase (gene GDA). The record is from RefSeq and is a predicted model, not a curated record. Gene Ontology annotation, biological process: guanine catabolic process. Gene Ontology annotation, molecular function: guanine deaminase activity; zinc ion binding. NCBI's taxonomy places the organism in Eukaryota, Metazoa, Chordata, Amphibia, Anura, Bombinatoridae. Gene Ontology annotation, cellular component: cytosol. The coding region runs from base 120 to 1556 and encodes 478 amino acids. The transcript has 14 exons.
CUUCACAGACCUGCCUCCUCCAUGUGCUGACACUGCUGCAGCAGGUUAUUACAGAGCAUAUGACACAAGCUGCUCUGCAGAACCUACUUCAUCUGCACUAAGACAACUGCAGCAGGACGAUGGCUACUUUGCAGCAUGUAUUCAGGGGCACCUUUGUGCAUUCAACAAAUACAUGUGCCAUGGAGAUUAAAGAAAAUCAUAUCCUUGGGGUUGACAGCACUGGGAAAAUUGCAUUUUUUGAAGAUGCAGGAAAACAAGCAGAAUUAUCCAAGAAGUGGGGCUUUGAUAAAACCAAGAUUGAAGAACUCGGAAAAAAUGAUUUUUUUAUGCCAGGAAUGAUUGACACACACAUCCAUGCAUCCCAGUAUGCCUUUGUUGGAUCUGCUAUGGACAAGCCUCUUUUGGAAUGGCUGGAACAUACAACUUUUCCGACAGAGGAGAAAUACAAAGACCUAAACCAUGCAAGCGACCUAUACCGUGGUGUUGUAUGUAGAACAUUGAAAAAUGGAACAACUACUGCUUGCUACUUUGCUACAAUUCAUACAGAUGCUUCUUUAUCACUGGCUGACCUCACACAUCUCUAUGGUCAAAGAGCAUUUAUUGGCAAAGUUUGCAUGGACUGCAAUACGUCAUAUCCAAAGUAUAUUGAAAGUACAGAAGAUUCUAUUAAAGAAACUGAAAGAUUUGUUGAAGCACUGAAAAAUAAGAAAUAUGCUAGAGUAAAGCCAGUUGUCACCCCUCGCUUUGCAAUAUCCUGCAGUGAAAAGCUGUUGAUGGGACUUGGUAAACUUGCACAGAAGCAUGAUAUACACAUUCAGAGUCAUAUAAGUGAGUCUACAGCAGAGAUUAAAGAAGUGUUGAGACUCUUUCCUGAUUACAACACCUAUACUGAUGUCUACAACAAAAAUAAACUUCUGACAAACAAGACAGUGAUGGCUCAUGGCUGCUAUCUCUCAAAUGAAGAACUUGCUGAGUUUAGAACCAAGGGAACCGCAAUAUCUCAUUGUCCAAAUUCCAACAUAGCGCUUUGCAGUGGCCAUCUUGAUGUAAGAAAUGUAAUAAAUCAGAAGGUUAAACUGGGGCUUGGAACUGAUAUUGCAGGUGGCUAUUCUGUUUCUAUUUUGGAUGCUAUUCGAAAAGCAAUAGAAACAUCCAAAAUUCUCUGUAUUCAGCAUCAUAAAAAUCUGAAAAAGAACAAGAAUAUGAAUAAACAUCAAAAUGAAAAACAUGCAGAAAACGGGUUCCAUAAUAUUCCAAAUGGAAAAGAAGUUGACAAUGAUUAUAAAGUUUUAAGUCAUCAAGAAGCAUUCAGACUUGCAACUCUCGGAGGAUGUGAAGCUCUGAGUAUCGAUAAAAUAACUGGAAACUUUGAAGUUAAUAAAGAAUUUGAUGCAUUGUUAAUCAACCCUGAGGUGGAUGACAGUCCUUUUGAAGUGUUUCCUAAUACACCCAUGGAGGUGGUGGUCGAAAGGUUUAUUUACCUAGGUGAUGAUCGGAACAUCAAAACGGUUUAUGUAGCCGGACGACGUGUCUUUCCUUUUCCAGAAGAUGCUUAAUCUCUAAUAAUAUUGAUUCUAAAAGCUUUAUUUGAUGUUUAGGAUGUUAUAAUUUUAUUUUAAGGCAAGUGCCUGUUUUUUCUUUAGAAUCAUGUAAUCAGUGGAUAAAAAUAGAUAAAUGAAACAGGUUUAGCAAUCAGACAAGGUGCAUAUAAAGCUAAAAUUUUAUAGCUAAAUUUUGGGUAACAUUUUUUCUUUUUGAGGUUUUUUUUACACCAUAAAGAUAACUAUGCUUGACUUGUACAUCAUACUGCUUGACCAAGGGACCUCAGCAUCCUGAAAGUAUGAAAUUGUAUUCCCUUUUAGUUUUCUUAUAUUAGAAUCAUAUAAUCAGUAGUUAAAUGCAGGGAUAUAAAUAUAUUAAAAUGUACAUUAAUAUAUAUAUACAUUUUUAUAAGCACUGUAUUGAGGUUAUUCCUCAUCUCAGGUGGUGAAAUAAAUAAAUUAAAGUUUAAUGUCCCUUUAAAACAGGUUUAGCACCUAGACCUGUUUGUCAUUUUUGUUAUUUUUUUUUUAACAAAAGGAUUUUUUUUUCUUUAAAUAUACUGGCUACUUUGGUACUAGCCCUUUUCUGCAUUUUAUCUCAUAAAAAGACAUAUAUUUACAAACCUAACAGUGGGUCAUGUAAUCAGUGGAUAAAGAUGAAUACAUAUAUUAUAACAAGUUUAACACUCAGACAAAUAUGUGGCAUAUAUAUUUUAUAAACACUGUAUUGAGGUUAUUCCUCAUCUCAGGUGGUGAAAUAAAUGAAUUAAAGUUUAAUGUCCCUUUAAAACAGGUUUAGCACCUAGACCUGUUUGUCAUUUUUGUUAUUUUUUUUUUUUUAACAAAAGGAUUUUUUUUCUUUAAAUAUACUGGCUACUUUGGUACUAGCCCUUUUCUGCAUUUUAUCUCAUAAAAAGACAUAUAUUUACAAACCUAA